Messenger RNA from Penicillium macrosclerotiorum, 855 nucleotides. Its product is annotated as SDR family NAD(P)-dependent oxidoreductase. Lineage: Eukaryota; Fungi; Ascomycota; Eurotiomycetes; Eurotiales; Aspergillaceae. The record is from RefSeq and is a predicted model, not a curated record. Gene Ontology annotation, molecular function: oxidoreductase activity, acting on the CH-OH group of donors, NAD or NADP as acceptor. The transcript is spliced from 2 exons. The coding region runs from base 1 to 855 and encodes 284 amino acids.
AUGGAUCCCGGCAUAUCGGCACACCCACCAUCCCGCUCACUACAUGGAAAAGUCGCCAUUGUAACGGGUGCAGGUUGUUUGGACGAUGGAAUUGGCAAUGGACGGGCAAUUGCAAUUCUAUUGGCAGAUGACGGUUGUGACGUUAUUUGCGUGGAUCUCAAUCUGAUCUGGGCAAACAAGACCGUCAAUAUGAUUACAUCCAAAUCUGGACGAGGGCGUGCUCUUGCUUUCCAAGCAGACGUUACCUCAGAAGCGAGCUGUGAAUCUAUAGUUCAAUUUGCAGUGGGAAACUUUGGUCGUAUCGAUAUUUUGGUGAACAACGUUGGCGUUGGUGGCGCACCAGGAACAGCCGUCGAAGUGGAUAUGGCACAGUGGGCGAAAAGCAUGGAAAUCAAUGUUUCCAGCAUGGUGCAGAUGAGCAAAUACGCCAUCCCAGUCAUGACACGCAACAGCGGCGAGAUCAAAGGCAGUAUUGUGAAUAUGGGCAGUGUGGCCGGUCUCAAAGGGGGCACGCCACAUUUACUUUAUCCAACAGCAAAGGGGGCUGUUGUCAAUCUGACUCGUGCCAUGGCGGCCCAUCAUGCUACGGAUGGGAUUAGGGUCAACUGCGUGUGUCCUGGAAUGCUUUAUACGCCUAUGAUGUAUGGGAAGGGGAUGAGCGAAGAGGCAAGAGAGGCUCGCCGUAAGCGAAGUCUUCUCGGUACUGAAGGAACCGGCUGGGAUUGCGCUGGGGCAGUGGUGUUUCUCGCAGGCCCCCAUGCCCGAUGGAUGACGGGAGUGAUACUUCCAGUUGAUGCAGGGACAACUGCAGCUGUCGGAAUUGGAAUGACAAAGAGUGCAAGUGUAAAUGGAUAA